This is a messenger RNA of Salvelinus sp. IW2-2015, 701 nucleotides long. Lineage: Eukaryota; Metazoa; Chordata; Actinopteri; Salmoniformes; Salmonidae. The record is from RefSeq and is a predicted model, not a curated record.
CCAGUCACAGCAUACCUAUCCAGUCACAGCAUACCUAUCCAGUCACAGCAUACCUAUCCAGUCACAGCAUACCUAUCCAGUCACAGCAUACAGUCACAGCAUACCUAUCCAGUCACAACAUACCUAUCCAGUCACAGCAUACCUAUCCAGUCACAGCAUACCUAUCCAGUCGCAGCAUACCUAUCCAGUCACAGACAUGAGAGAAGUGCCAGGAAAACAAAGCACAGGUGCAGCCCAGGCGGUCAACUCCCAGAGAUCUAAAGGCUAGAGGCACAGAUACACAGGUAUAAAAGAACCACAGACUAAACCCAGUCUCAUACAGAGACCAAGACAUGAUGAAGCUGCUACUGCUGGCCUUGGCUUUGGGAUGUGCAGCGGCUGUUCCAGUAAAGGAGGAUGGAGCGUUGUUGCAGGAAGUUUGCCAACCCCACUCCAGACCCUGGCAGGUCUACCUGUGGAACACUAAGGUGGGCUGGUAUGGGGAGGAAAGGUGUAGUGGUGCCCUCAUCAACGAGUGGUGGGUGCUUACCGCCUGGAACUGCUUUGUCGAACCUGGCCACACUAUGGUUUCUCUGGGGGAGCAUGACCUGACAGUGGAGGAAGGGACAGAGCAACACAUCUGGGUGGCCAGAUAUAUGCAGAGGAAGAGCCAGAAUCAGGACCAGGACCAGGACCAGGACCAGACAUCCACCAUCAACUAA